ACAGUAGUUUCUGGAACCUCAUGGUAGUACCAUGGAGAAAGUGUCUCAGCUGAAAGAUCAGGGAAACAAGGCACUGAGUGCCGGGAACAUCGAUGAAGCCGUGCGAUGUUACACCGAAGCCCUGACCCUUGACCCUUCCAAUCACGUCCUGUACAGCAACCGCUCCGCUGCCUACGCCAAGAAAGGCGACUAUGACAACGCCCUCAAAGACGCCUGCGAAACCAUCAAGAUUAAACCCGACUGGGGCAAGGGCUAUUCACGGAAGGCGGCAGCUUUGGAGUUUCUCGGACGAUUUGAGGAUGCCAAAACAACCUAUCAGGAAGGGCUGAGGAAAGAGCCAACCAAUCAGCAGCUGAAGGAGGGGCUUCAGAACAUCGAGGCUCGGUUAGCAGAGAAGAAGUUCAUGAAUCCGUUUUCCAUGCCCAAUCUGUACGAGAAGCUGGAGAACGACCCCCGGACGCGAGCUCUGCUAGCAGAUCCCAGUUACAGAGAGUUACUGGAACAGCUCCGGAACAAACCAGCUGAAAUGGGAAAGCACCUGCAGGACCCGCGGGUGAUGACCACACUGUCUGUGUUAUUGGGAAUAGACCUCGCAGGCAUGGAGGAGGAGGAGGAGCCAAGUCCACCCCCACCCCCUAAACCCAAAGAGACUCCACCCCCUCCCAAAGAGGAGGACCUCCCCGAAAACAAGAGAAAGGCACUGAAAGAGAAGGAGUUGGGAAAUGAAGCCUAUAAGAAGAAGGACUUUGCCACGGCACUCAGACACUAUGAAGAGGCACUUAAACACGACCCUACAAACAUGACCUAUCUCUCCAACCAGGCUGCGGUGUUCUUUGAGAAAGGAGAAUUUGAGAAAUGCAGGGAGCUGUGUGAGAAGGCCAUAGACGUAGGGAGAGAGAAUCGGGAAGACUACAGGCAGAUUGCUAAGGCCUAUGCCAGAAUUGGGAACUCCUACUUUAAGCAGGAGAAGUAUAAGGAGGCCAUUCAGUUCUUCAAUAAGAGUCUGACUGAACACCGCACCCCAGACGUGCUGAAGAAAUGCCAACAGGCUGAGAAGAUUUUGAAGGAGCAGGAGAAACUGGCCUAUAUCAAUCCUGAGCUGGCUCUGGAGGAGAAGAAUAAGGGUAAUGAGGCCUUCCAGAAAGGUGAUUAUCCUCUGGCUAUGAAGCAUUACAGUGAGGCCAUAAAGAGAAACCCAAACGACGCCAAACUUUUCAGCAACAGAGCUGCAUGCUACACCAAACUACUCGAGUUCCAGCUGGCUCUGAAGGACUGUGAGGAGUGUAUCAAACUGGAACCUGCCUUCAUAAAGGGAUACACACGGAAAGGAGCUGCUCUGGAGGCAAUGAAGGAUUUCUCCAAAGCCAUGGAUGCCUAUCAGAAAGCCCUGGAGCUGGACCCCAACUCUAAGGAGGCGACAGAGGGGCUCCAGCGGUGCAUGGUGAGCCAGGCGGUGCGUAACGACAGCCCAGAGGAGGUGAAGAGAAGAGCCAUGGCUGACCCUGAGGUCCAGCAGAUCAUGACUGAUCCUGCCAUGCGCAUGAUCCUCGAACAGAUGCAAAAAGACCCACAGGCACUCAGCGAACACCUGAAGAAUCCGGUCAUUGCACAGAAGAUCCAGAAACUGAUCGACGUGGGUCUCAUAGCCAUUCGGUGAUCAGAGAGAAACGCGGCCACCCGAACCAGACACGACAAGACCACAGAUCCACCAACACCAUUCCACACCAGAGGGGAAAACAACAACAACAACAACAAAAAUAACAAUAACAACGGACUCUGAUUCGCCCCUACCCAUGUCCAAACACCCUGUCCCCCUCCUUUAGCUACCACACCUGUUCAUGUGAUGUCAUUUAAGGCCUUAAUCUGAAAACCAAUAACAUACGAUGAUGAUGAUGAUGAAUAUAAUAAUUAAAAAACACGAGCAAAAUACCAUAUCAUAAAGUUACUGUACAGACAAGCACUCCUCCAUUUGAGACUUUUACACUCUCAAAGGUUCAGGGCUUUGCAGUAUUUGAAGAAAAGAAAAGACAAUGCAAAGGGAUGUGCUGUAAGGAGAGUCGAGGAGGGAGGUGUUAACGGGAGGGUUAACGGGAGUAUGACUGGCGUUUGAGGAGUGGCCCAGGGUUGAAAAUAUCUGUCACAGGUUCCCUCAGAGGCUCUGUUUUAUCAGCCAUCUGUAAAUUCAAACCAUCUUUUCACUCAAACUUUGGCAUGUUUUAAAACACAAAAGCACACAGGGAAAUAAACAGACGUUUUAAUGUGUGUGAUAGCAGAUAUGGCCUCUUUAUUUCUCUUCUUGCCUAGAAUGGACUGGGGAUUGGAAAAAAGUGGAUUUCAUCUGUAGUGAAUGUCAGACCCAAAUAUUUUCAUGCUCUAGAUUCUGUCUUCUUUCUCUGUUUUUUUUUUUCUUUUUUUGCUUUAAAAUAUAAAAUAAGACCUAGAAGGACACUUCUGAAUGGCUAAUUAGCGAUGUCAAUGUGUUUGGUUACUGUCAUGUUAUUCAGUGUUUUCACUUCAAUAAAUGCUUUGACAGACACUCUUGAGUACACAGAAAGCUUUGACUGACUAUGACUCCCUGACUUCACAGAACACUUUGACUCCCUGACAACACAAAGCACUUUGAUCGACUCUCUGACUACACAACAUUAUGACUCUGUUUACACCAAACACUUUGACUCUGUGCUGACUCUGACCACACAAAAUGUUUUGACUGACUCCCUGACUACACCACACACUUUGACUCUGUGCUGACUCUCUGACCACACCACACACUUUGACUCUGUGCUGACUCUCUGACCACACCACACACUUUGACUCUGUGCUGACUCUCUGACUACACCACACACUUUGACUCUGUGCUGACUCUCUGACCACACCAGACACUUUGACUCUGUGCUGACUCUCUGACCACACCAGACACUUUGACUCUGUGUUGACUCUCUGACCACACCAGACACUUUGACUCUGUGCUGACUCUCUGACUACACCACACACUUUGACUCUGUGCUGACUCUCUGACCACACCAGACACUUUGACUCUGUGCUGACUCUCUGACCACACCAGACACUUUGACUCUGUGCUGACUCUCUGACUAAACAAAAGCUGAUCAUUAUUCUCCAGACGUGUCUGUUGCUGCUCUUGUGCCCAGACCACCAAGGUCACGUUGACAAGUACAGUUCAUCUCUCACUGUGGAGUUUGAGGAUGAGAGAUUUCUCACGUUUUUCCUGCUUUAAUUGUUUUUGGACCAGUUUGGGUCUGUGUUCUUGCAAAGUUUGGUCUGGUUUUUGAGGUUUGAACAGUGAGUGGUUUCAUUCACUUGUACCACAGAGAUGAGAAAGCAGCCAACUGUUUUAUUUUUUGUUUGUUUGUUUUUUUUAGUCCAUACACACACUAUAAUGAUGUUAGUGAUAUUGCCAUGGAAAC
Chanos chanos (milkfish) is the source of this 3425-nucleotide messenger RNA. It is a transcript of the gene stip1, whose product is annotated as stress-induced phosphoprotein 1. The record is from RefSeq and is a predicted model, not a curated record. Bases 32 to 1657 code for a protein of 541 amino acids. The transcript is spliced from 14 exons. Lineage: Eukaryota; Metazoa; Chordata; Actinopteri; Gonorynchiformes; Chanidae. Gene Ontology annotation, molecular function: Hsp90 protein binding.